This is a messenger RNA of Onychostoma macrolepis, 1205 nucleotides long. It is a transcript of the gene mpc2b, whose product is annotated as mitochondrial pyruvate carrier 2b. Gene Ontology annotation, cellular component: mitochondrial inner membrane. Gene Ontology annotation, biological process: pyruvate import into mitochondria. Gene Ontology annotation, molecular function: pyruvate transmembrane transporter activity. The transcript has 5 exons. Lineage: Eukaryota; Metazoa; Chordata; Actinopteri; Cypriniformes; Cyprinidae. Bases 243 to 626 code for a protein of 127 amino acids. The record is from RefSeq and is a predicted model, not a curated record.
UUUGCGACGCGUCCCCACUGACACUUCACAAGACAACAGAGCAGUAAACUGCAUUAGCAAGGUCGAAAGUAGGACAAUAUCGUAGACUUUGUACUUUAUGCUCGUCCAAAGGCCUUGUUUUCCUGACCACGGGCUCUUGCCUUUUGGUAACAUCACGGGUCAAUAGCAGCAGAGUGCUUUGCACGUCCUCAGCGGUAUUUUCGUGCUUGCAGUGGUAGCAUUUAGCUUGUUUAGCAGUCAUCAUGGCUAUGGUGGGGCUGAGGGCUUCUUACCACAGAAUCCUCGGCAGGAUCGAGCAUAUGCUGCCGGCUAAACUGAGACCUGUUUAUAACCACCCUGCAGGUCCAAAGACUGUUUUCUUCUGGGCACCAAUGUUUAAAUGGGGUCUGGUCAUGGCUGGCUUAGCGGACAUGACACGUCCAGCAGAGAAACUCAGUACCUCCCAAUCUGCUGUGUUGACAGCCACAGGUCUUAUUUGGUCCAGGUAUUCCUUGGUUAUUAUACCCAAGAACUGGAAUCUCUUUGCUGUAAACUUCUUUGUUGGAGGUUCAGGAGGAUCACAGCUCUACAGAAUAUGGAAGUAUAACCAGGAACAGAAGGCAAAGGAGAAAGAAGCUCAGGUUUGAUACCAGAGCUGUGUAAAGUGCAUCCAGAGGACCGAAAGGGACUCUCCUCGCCUGGUACCCCAGAAACUUCCCCUCCAUCAUCAGUCAUCCAGUAGAGCCUCCACAUACUUUCUUCAUGAACAGAGAUCAUCUGAUUCUUUUAGAGCUCAGGUCACUGUCUCGUGCCACUUGUACCUAUAGCAAAAAAUAAUAUGGUUGUUAAUAACGCACAAAAUGUUACAUAUUCAUAUUAGUAUGAUUGCACAAUCUUUAAAAGGCUUGUUUCAAAUGCAUCUUGAUAAAGUUACAGUUUUCCAUCCAAUAUACUUGAGUUACCAUCAUAAUUCGUACCUUACUUCACUCAGCUUCUGUCAUACUGUUAUCAGAAUGUCUCCAAAUAAAUUUGAGAAAAGUCUCCUUCAUUAUAUGUAUUUCUUAGGAAAUAUUUACUAAACAACUGUAAUACUUUUUUUGUUUAUUUUUACAUAUCCAUAACAUGAAAUUGUUUGUCAAAACCCAUACAUUACAAAAUAUGCACUGAACUGUACUGUAAUAUUGGAAAUUUGAUUAACAUCAAAAUAAAGUAAUAUUAAAAUCAAA